Molecule: messenger RNA, 1353 nt
Organism: Frankliniella occidentalis (western flower thrips)
Lineage: Eukaryota; Metazoa; Arthropoda; Insecta; Thysanoptera; Thripidae
Exons: 2
Coding region: 589-1353 (254 amino acids)
Source: RefSeq, a predicted model, not a curated record
UGCCCCCAGUGGACCAAUGGAUCGGAGUGGCACUUGUACAAAUUUUACCUCCAAAAAAUUUGUUUCUGCCAGUCCUGGGAAUCAAAUGCUGCUCCAAGUUGAUUUUUCCCUUAUGCUGCACUUGUGCAGAGAACCAAAAUCAAGAAGAAUGUCUUCAUGAAGACCCUCAGGACAGGAUGUUGAUUGGUUCAUGGUGUAUCAUAGAGUUACAGCUGGCUGUAAAAAAAGGGUACAUUAUAAUGAGAGUGCAUGAGCUACUUCAAUACCCUGGUUCAAAGGUAUAUGAUCCUGAAACCAAAACUGACGGACUUUUUUCUUCGUACGUGAGAGAAAACAUGGCAUUAAAAUACGAAGCAUCAGGUUGGCCAUCACAUGUCUCCACAGACGAAGAAAAGGAUAAGUUCAUCAAAGAAAUAUUUGACAGAUUUUGUCAUAAGAAAAGACAGAGUGGAAAAAAAUCCAGGGAAACGGUUUAUAGCUAAACUUGUUCUCAACUCUUUCUGAAAGUAUAAUCUUCCUAAAGAUAAAAAAAAAAUCCAAAUGAUCUUGACAAUGUACUGACCUUAUUUUAUUUUUCCAGGGGGAAAGAUGGGAGAAAGAACACUCCGUCCUAUGACAGAAUUAGUAUUCGACUAUGGCCAUCUCAUCCAGUUGACGCAAAACAGCGCCAUUGUCAUCAACUCCAUUCUCCCACUGAGCGAGGAAUGUAUUCAAGUGAGGUACACUCCAAAGGAGCAAUUGGAUGAGUGCUUCAAGACGACCUCCUUGAUACAUGCAGCUCAAACAACUGCUCACGGGCGUCUGCUGUUGUACAAAUAUUUAGACAUUGUUGGUGAAAGAGCACUUUACCACGACACUGACUCUGUGUGUUUCCUCUCGGUCCCGGGACAGCCUGAACCAGAGAUCGGCAAAUAUCUGGGUGAUAUGACUGAUCAGUUGGCCGAUGACUUCGGAGAAGGCAGUUACAUAGCGAAAUGGAUUUCAGCAGGUUGUAAAAAUUAUGGGUAUUUGGUCCAUGUCAGCGGCAAUCCUAAUGACACGAAGACAAUUGUAAAAGUGCGCGGAAUCUCUAUUAACACGUCAUGUGACAAUGUUGUCACAUUUGAUAGACUGAAGGAUAUGGUUCUUUCUGAUGGAAAGAAAAUCACCACUGUAAACAUACCUUCCCAGAUCGCACGCAUUCCCGGGUGGAGGACCGUGACGCGCGACACGACGAAAACAUGGCGUGUAUGCUUGAAUAAAAGACGCAGGGUAUCUCAAGGCAGAACAGUACCCUACGGGUACACCGACACACUGUUCGACGACGAGGAUUAUGGUUUACACGAUGUGUUGGAUUCUCUGUGUGAUGAAUAA